Komagataella phaffii GS115 is the source of this 2235-nucleotide messenger RNA. Its product is annotated as DNA ligase found in the nucleus and mitochondria. The transcript has a single exon. The record is from RefSeq and is a predicted model, not a curated record. Gene Ontology annotation, cellular component: mitochondrion; nucleus. Gene Ontology annotation, molecular function: ATP binding; DNA binding; DNA ligase (ATP) activity. NCBI's taxonomy places the organism in Eukaryota, Fungi, Ascomycota, Pichiomycetes, Pichiales, Pichiaceae. The coding region runs from base 1 to 2235 and encodes 744 amino acids. Gene Ontology annotation, biological process: lagging strand elongation; Okazaki fragment processing involved in mitotic DNA replication; DNA repair.
AUGACACACUGUGGGCCACUCUUGUUUCCCAAUCUUGACUUAUCUAGGAAUUUAUCAAAAAGGCUUUUUUUGUGCUAUAUUUCAUACUACAACUGUUUUAUAAUGAGCGGCCAACAAUCGCUUAAUCGUUUUUUUAGUGCCAGAAAACCUGAAAUCGUUAAUUCAACUUCCAAGAAGCUAAUAUCGCAAAAACGAACUACAGAGACUGACUAUUCUCCUUUGAAGCGAACCAAAAACUCAACUAUGCUAGAAUGUGGUGACCUAAAUUCUCCCCACUUAGCAAAGGUUGGCUAUCCCGAUUUGGAAAAGGACACUGUUGAUUCAAAUAUUUUGGUUGAAGCUGAGAGCUUGCUAAAACUAGAGUCCAAAUACCAUUCUGACAGUCCUGAUCUUCCCCAAUCACAGGAAAUUUUUUACAGUUCGUUGACAAAUAUUUUUGAAAAACUAGAGCAAGAGCCUGCCAGGCUGAAAAACCUAGCAAUUGCCAGCGAGUUUUUUCUUCAAAUAUUGCGAUCAAACCAUAAACGUACUCUGGUGGAGGUAAUAUACCUUAUGAUUAACAGGUUGGGACCGGAUUAUGAAUUAGAUUUGGAGCUGGGUCUUGGCGAAACGUUGCUUGUAAAAGCUAUUGCUGAAGGCACCGGCAGAACACCUCAACGAAUUAGAUCAGAGCUUCAUAAGCUUGGUGACAUCGGACUUGUAGCCCAAAAUUCAAGAUCAAGACAGCCUACUAUGUUUAAAUCAAAACCCCUCACUAUUCAUUCUGUGUUUGAAAACUUGACUAAAAUUGCUAAGUCUUCAGGAAAUGCAUCACAAGCCCGAAAAAUUGGGUUAAUUAAUCAGAUGUUAACUACGUGUGAAGGAUCUGAAGCUAAAUUUCUAAUGAGAUCUUUGGAGGGAAAGCUUAGAAUUAAUUUUGGUGAGAAAUCUGUGUUGGUUGCGUUAUCAAAAGCGUUUUCUGAGUACGAACAUGAAUUGUCAAGCAAAAAGGGCCACGUAAGCCCUCAGGAGUUAGUUGACGCAGAAGAAGCCAUUAAAAAGGCUUUUAGUCAGAUUCCAAACUAUGAAAUUAUUGUCGACGAAGCUUUGAAAUAUGGAAUAUCCAACCUUGCUACACAUUGUACAUUGAAGCCUGGUAUUCCCCUUAAGCCUAUGUUGGCAAAGCCAACAAAAUCCAUAACUGAAGUCUUAGACCAUUUUCACGGUCAAGAAUUUACAUGUGAGUAUAAGUACGACGGCGAACGCGCGCAAUUACAUGUUCAGGAGGACGGUACUGUGAAGAUAUACUCUAGGAAUUCUGAAGACAUGAGUCAAAGGUAUCCAGAUUUAAUAGACGUUGUCAGCCAAAUAAAAACCCAAUGCAACGGAGUAAUUACGUUGAUCUUAGAUUGCGAAUGUGUUGCAUGGGAUGGUGAAAAGGGCAAAAUUUUACCCUUCCAGGUUCUCUCUACGAGAAAGCGUAAAGAUGUAAAUGCCAAAGACAUUAAGGUCCAAGUUUGUCUGUUUGCAUUUGACAUACUUUUCUUAAAUGGCAAAUCGCUUUUGGAACUUCCCUUAAAAGAGCGAAGGAAAAUACUUCAUGAAAAUGUUAAGCCUAUCGAAGGAAAAUUUCAGUUUGCAGAAGCCAUGGAUGCAGAUAAUGUUGCAGAAAUACAACAUUUUUUGGAUCAAUCAGUGAAAGAUUCAUGUGAAGGUCUGAUGGUAAAAAUGUUAGAUGGAGAUAAAUCACAUUACGAACCUUCAAAGAGAUCUGUCAAUUGGUUAAAGCUAAAAAAAGACUACUUGGAAGGUGUUGGCGAUUCUUUAGACCUAGCAGUUGUGGGAGGGUAUAUAGGAAAGGGUAAAAGAACUGGAUGGUAUGGCGGCUUCUUAUUAGCCUGUUACAACGAAGACAGUGGUGAAUAUGAAACUUGCUGUAAAAUAGGGACUGGAUUUAGUGAAGAAAUGCUUCAGACGCUGUCUGGCACGUUAAAACCAACCGUUAUUCAACAACCGAAACCUUUCUACGUUUACGAUGCAUCGCCUGACGUCUGGUUUGAGCCAACACUAGUUUUUGAAGUUUUGACUGCCGACUUGUCCCUCUCUCCUGUGUAUAAGGCAGGAAUCAACUUCUUCGGGAAAGGCGUUUCUUUGCGUUUUCCGAGGUUUAUACGGGUCAGAGAUGAUAAGAGCCCAGAACAAGCUACCAGCAGUGAUCAAAUUGUGGAAUUAUACCAGAAACAAGCUCAUGUUUAA